AUAUUGAAUAUUUAUAAAUCAAAUUAAUGAAAAUUAAUAAACAGAAAUAUUUGUGGGAAUAUGUAAAAGUGUGUAUAUGCUACAUCUUCACCCUUAUGAAGACGUGCAUUCAUGAGUAGGCUAUACUGCAAGAUAUCACUCAAAAUCAGCUAAAUGUUGUACAAAAUAUUAGAUUCACUUAAAACUAAUGCAAUCUAAGACAACAGCCCUGCAAUAAAAUAUAUAGUAAUCCAAACAAGUGUUCUGUUAUUAUUGAAACUGUUUUAUAGUUUUUAUCUUAAUUCAACUUUACUGCCAUUUUGUAGGCUGUAGUUGAGUUGUAACCUUUAUUGAUAUACUUGGGGUUGGCAAAAUAGUAGAACCACCCAUAACACGAUAGUUUAAAUAAAUGGAUAAAUGAAUAAAUAAAUAAAAGCUUCAAAAUUCAAACUGAACAUUAUUACCCCAUGGAAUGUAGGCCUAAGCUUAAAUUUAGUUUCAUCGCAAAAUUCAUUGAAAUUGAAUCAUUGCUUUGAUUAAUCAUAAGUUAGACCCUGUGAUACAGCAGUAACUAUAGGAACUGUGAGGUUGAGAAAAAAAGAUCUCAAAAAAGGCUUCUUAGCCAAACAGCUAUAAAAUUGUAAAACCUUAAUUUUAUUAGAAUUACUAAAUUAUAAGUUAUUAGUUAUCUUAGUUAAACUGAAACAGGUCAGGCUACUUGCACCUUAGUUAAUCAGCAAUGGGUAGCUGAGAUUGCACUUUGGCUAAGCUUAACAACACAGAAUGGAUGCACUAUUUUACACAUUUCUAUGGCACAAUCGUUUUAAUAUGGUGUAACAGGUGUAUAAAAAAACCUAAGAUUCUAGUUUCAACUCAGUUUUUGUGCAAAUGUGUAGUUACUGUAUUUUAGCUUUGUAGGGUAGUUAACCUAAAUAGCUAGUCUACCAUUUCUUUGUUUAUUUAUUAAUUUUUUCUAGCUUUUGUAUCAUGCCAUAUAUGAGAACGUUAUGACGACGUCGCGACGGUUAUCAGACUGCGUUGAUUCGCCUAUAGACACGAAUCUCUGGUCGCCAGGUUACGCUGUUUAACGUUGUGAGCACUAACCAUGUUUUUUUUUUAAUACUGUUAACGCCCACUUUAGGUGUUGCUCAUUUUGCGGAGAGGCAGUUCCAUUCAUAGAGCUGGUAGGCAGGCGGGCAGGCGAAGAGCUGAAGCGGCCAAACAGCCAUCAGCGACGUACUGGGUGAGCCAAAUGAUGGUUGCUCACUGAAUAUACGAGGCCAGGUUAAACAGCAUUGUCAUUGUCUGCCGUUUCGACAUCGGGCAUACGCUGAACUAAUCCAGAAACCCUCCUCUCAGGAAUGGAUUUUGAAUGUCUUGAUUGAAUAUUGGAGGACCUCUCCUCGACCUGCCGCGGAAAUAGACUGACUUCCUAGUCUCCUUACCGCUGCCGCAGAAAGACCGCUGUACUCAUCUCAGCAAACCCAGACCGUCCGCGGACUACAGGCUCGGGCAUCUGGACACAUCGGAACUGGUCUAUCGUCGUUUUCAAUACACAAACGUUCCUGUGUGUGUAUUUGCUGCCUGUAUAAUGCCGACACAUUUGCGGUUCCGGAGAAGGUCAUUCCUUGGGCUUUUAUUCCUUUUUUCACUGUCCACCUCCGCAUUGUACUUCAUCUACUCCGCCCCCGGAAUCGUGAAUGAGUAUGUGUUCAUGGUCCAAGCCAGAGGGAUCCAGAUCAGAGAGAACGUGAAGAACAUUGGGGCUCAGGUUCUGGAGCAGGUGGUGAGAGGAGCUUACAGCGUCAACGGCACAGAUUAUUCCUAUGACUUUAACUUGAGCGAGAGUGAUGCUCCUCCCACCACAUACCUCCCCGAGGGCUUCACCUACCUCCCCUCACAGGUUUGCCCUCAGAGGCUGCCCUCCAUGAAGGGCAGGUUGGAGGUGAACAUGAGUGAGGUAUCCCUGGAGGAGGUGGAGAGAUCCUUGCUGGAUGUAAAGCCUAGCAUGGUCCUAGGAGGCUACUGGAAGCCCGAAGACUGUUUACCUCGCUGGAAGGUGGCAAUCCUAGUCCCAUUCAGGAACCGACAUGAACACUUGCCGAUCCUCCUGAGACACCUGGUGCCAGUGCUGCAGAAACAGAGACUCCAGUUUGCCUUUUAUGUGAUAGAGCAGGAGGGCACAGAGCCGUUUAACCGAGCCAUGUUGUUCAAUGUGGGCUACAAAGAGGCUAUGAAGGACCUGGACUGGGACUGUCUGGUCUUCCACGAUGUGGACCACCUCAUGGAGAACGACAGGAACUACUACGGCUGCACAGACAUGCCCCGGCACUUUGCGGUCAAGCUGGACAAGUACUCCUACAUGCUCCCGUAUAAUGAGUUCUUCGGCGGUGUCAGUGGCCUGACGGUGAAGCAGUUCAAAAAGAUUAAUGGAUUUCCUAAUGCGUUCUGGGGCUGGGGAGGAGAGGACGAUGACCUCUGGAACAGGGUGCGGUAUGCCAAUUUCUCCGUAAGUAGACCACACGGAGAGCAGGGGCGCUACAUGUCAAUUCCACAUCAUCAUCGUGGGGAAGUCCAGUUCCUGGGAAGGUAUAGUCUACUACGCCACUCAAAGGAGAGGCAGAAAGUGGAUGGUCUUAACAACCUAAACUACUCCCCCAUAGUGUCCAGGAGGCCUCUCUACACCAACAUCACAGUCAGCUUGAGCAGAAAGCUUGCACCGAUAGCUGACUACUGACGUAGGCACAGCCGUACUGCAGACCACCUGGGAAUCAAAGUCCUCUGGGACAUCAGCCAUAUCUCACCAGUUGCAGCACUGCUUAGGACUUUUUAGUUGAUUGAUUCUUUGCUUUGUUUAUUUUGUUUGUAUGCAAAAAAAAAAUGAAGACUCAAAUAAGUAUGUUGGAUAAAUCAUAAAAGAAAAUAGGGAUAAAUGCUGCACUUGCUUGUGCUACAGUCCAUCACUCCUCUCAUCUGGGCUUAUCUAGUCUUCAGUCUCCACAUGCCUUUUGCACCAUUUUGGCCUUCAGCAUCCAUUCAUUCAUUUUCUUAUUCAGUCAACGAUGAGUUCCGCCCUACACAGUCGUGCUUGCUUAUUAAAAGAGGCCAUGAUACACAGGCACAUUCAAGUACAUGACACACAUGCACGUACACAACAGUUUGACUUACAUGUGCUGACAUGGUUCCUGAGGCUUUGAUUUUUUACUUUGCGCUUGCACUUCUUCUUUUCAAAAAUGCAGUACACACGUGAAAACAUUUGCAUGCACCCACACACACACACGCACACACACACACACACACACACACACACACACACACACACACACACAUACCACCACACAGUAACUUUAAGCGAGUGGAUUUUUGCAGCUGGUUCUGCAGGAGGUAUGCCAAAUCUACAAGAUAAGAGAGCAAGAGAAAAUGAUAUAAAGAGUGAGUGUUUUCAGUCAUAUAAACUGUAUGUGAAAUAGUUUAUCCUAAGUUUUGAGAAUAUUAAUACCUUAAUCAUCUCUUACCACUAUAUUUUGUCCUGUGAACAUACCAUUUAAAGACUGUGAUGUUUGUGUUUGCAUAGUUGCAUUGGAUGUUCUGGCUGCCUGCAAGUGGCUGUAUGUAGGAGAGCAACGCUCAUCCUGUUAGCAAUAAGCUGUAAUAUCAGACAGCAGAACUUAGACCUGACUUCCUCACUAUACAGAUGCAAUAGCACAGGUGCUAGCAUACUCUUAUUGGACUAUGGAGGAGGAGUGACAGUGUAUGCAAACUUCACAUUCAGCACACCUUUGCCUAAACAAACAUGCCACCCUUUUCAGAGCCUGUGUGUGUGUGUCUGUGUAUAUAAGUGAGGGAGAGCUAUGCAAAUGGCCUGUGUGUAUUCUGUUGUCAGUGCGAGGUCUUCGGGGCGACCUCCAGGAGACUUCACCCCUGAAACUGUGACUGACUUGACUUUAGACCUCACUCUGUGUGCGGUAUGUAAGUCCAGGCCAGGGAGAGAUAAAGAGUCGCCGUUUUUAUUUUUAGAUCCCAUAUCCUCAAUGUUUACUCACCUUCAUUUUUACAGAAGAGAAUUGGAGGUAGAAAAUACUUGAUUGCUGUCACUGUCACUGGUGUUUACAGAAGCUUUUGCUUUGUUAUUUUUCAGAUUGUCUAGUGUUUGUUAUACUGUUAGACAGCCCUCCUUCACUGCGGGUGCUGUGAAAUCUCUUCAACAACGUAUCUAUGGCUGCCUUUAUUUUUUUAACUUCUUUAUCUAGGCUUGGAUAGGGAAAAGCGGAUCUCAGUGCUUAUCUGAGAAGUCAGGUGAUAAACCACCACAGCUUGUAUCCAGUAUCUACUUGUUUGUAGUUGGUCACAGUAGAGUUUUAGUUGGAUGGCAUGCAGCCUAACUGUGCAUUGACGCAGGCUGACAGCACUCUGGCAGUACACAGCAGUUGCUAAAAUGUCCCUCCCUAAUUUGUGUGUUUGACAGUGUUGCUUUUGAGUAAAAUAUCCCAAUACUGUAAACAUAGUUCCUAUUUAAAAAAGAACACACACAUACAGACACUCUCUCCUCACUGGCUGUCCUCUAGUCAUGCAGCUACUUCAUUUCACACAAAUCGCCUUGUAUACAUUUCUUAAGAUGUAUCUUUUGGGGAAAAUGUGGGUGGUUGACAAACUGUUGUGUUCCCACAAAGAAAUAGAAAGUAAAGAGGCUGGACCUCAUUUUAUUUAUUUGAUCUUUUAUGAUUUAUUUUCUGAAAUUGUUCGGUUUUUAUUUUUCUUGCGGUUGAUGUGAUGAUUUAGUAGGUGACAAAUGACUGGCUGUGUUAGAUGCACUGAAACUUGUAGUUAUGUGUAUUUGUGUGGGUUUGUGAGGUUCAGAUCUGUGUAAAACGGGGUUUGCUGCUCCAUUUCAUCCGAACGCUGAGUUCCUCUUCAGAAAUGACAGGAAUGGCUCGUUUUGAUGAAAUGGGAUGGGACCCGUAGCCUGGUGUGUAUUAAUCUGCUGAACAGACACGUUGGAGGAGGCCAUUUUGUGUGACAACCACAGGAAGAGCAAGACACCGAAUCAGAAAAUGCUAGUGUUCACUGUCUUUCACUGAGCAUCUCCUUUAUUCUAAUUGAAAAUCAAUGGUGCUGACCUUCCAGAGCUCCAUUUGAGGGAGUCUCUUUCUACGUGCUUGCUGGAACAACCAUGACAUUAUAAAGGCUAGUAUCGUCAGGCAAAACAUCCUCCCAACUUUCAUUCAUUUCCUACCUGCACAUAAGUGGCAUAGAUAUUCUAUGUUUUUGCCUUUUUUUUUUUUACAUCCAUACAUUUGUUAAUCUGAUGCCUUUUCAUCCUGCCAGGUAAAGCUAAUAUGUUUAUUUGUUGUUCUGGUUCAUAGCCACAAGCAGAAGCACGUGUUUACCUCCUAGCCAGUCACUCAGGAGGUGCCCAGUGCAAGUCGUGGACAGUAGCAGCGUUUGUGUUAAUUUAACUUUUCCAUGUGCGUUUGAGUGAAAUGGCUAAACCUCUCAGAGGUGUAACUGUCCUCCAUCUAGAUUUUGAGGUUUUUGUUUUUCAUUUUUGUUUUUCCAGCACUGAUAAGAACGUGAUUUAUAGUGACCUGGUUGUGAACAACCUAGAGGUUCUUUUCUAGUUCUUGACACAUGAUACACUGUAUUUUAUGGUUUUUUUUUUUUUUUUUUUUCUUGCUUAAAAUUAAAAGCUAGAUGGAAAUAUAGCAAAAACCAAAUGGUUUUAGUUUGAGUGACCAGGUGAAGAUUCAGACCCCGAGGUAGCUCUCUGGAAGGAGGCCCUCUGGAAGACAGCUAUUCUUAGAGUCCAUAUAAGACUCUAGACUCCACAAUGUAGAACGAGCAGCUUCAUCACACCGUAUCCAAAAAGAUGGGUUUUCUAUGACUGCUUAACAGCUUUGUCCACUAGAUGACUUAGUAACAGGAGCAAAUCAGUCUCUGGCUUUUAUCUAAAACAGGAAAUAUUGUUUUCAGUUGGUGAUAAGAGCAUGCUGGCUAGUCCUGUUCCUGUUAUAUAUAACCUGUAAAUGGGUCUCAAUCCAGACCAAGAGCAAGCCUGCUGCUGACUGAAGAGGCUUCCUUGUACCAUAAUCUCACCAACUCUGAUCCAUUCUGUGCCAGUUUAAAUGAAGGGACCAUUCUUUGGGCAUCUGACAAGACUGGCAGCCUUAAAGCUUCUUAAUUUAUUGCAGUGUUGUUUCACUCAAGUUUUUUUGGGGGUUUUUUUUUUGUUUGUUUGUUUGUUUUGUUUUUUAUAAGCAAAAAUAUUUAAAUUUAAAAAUGUGCAUAUCAACAUAAUGAUCAUUGUAAAUAUCUUUGUGUGUAGUGUUUUAGAAAUUCUAUAAGGUCUUAAAUCACUACAGAUGCUAGCAUAAAGAACAAGGCUUUGGAGGGGUUUGGCUGGGGGGGUUUAUCUGGUGCCAUUUUAAGUGCUAGUGAAGCUUACACAGCAACAUCAAUGUUUUUACAUCUAUCACUGCUUCCCAGCACAGCCUUUUUUUUUUUUUUUAAAUUAAAAAUAUCCUUAUCCUAUAAAUGUUAGAUUCCUCUCACAAUCUCAGAGGUGUUGUGCAUUCCAGAGGCCUCCCUGUACUUAAUAUGCUGUAGCAGUAGAAGAGACAUACCAUGGCAGACGUAGGCAUCUGUCUCUAGAUGAAGUUCACUGUCCUCGAUUCUGCGUGCGAUGUCUCUUUGAUAGUGACAGCAGUUGGGGUAAGGUGUAGGUCGGAGGAAAGCACUGCAGGAUAGCGAUGUGUCAGCCAAAAAACACCAUAUGCUUACAAUGCAAAUGAAACAGAGGCACCCAAACCAGCGACACAAUCUACUCCAAAAUCUACACAGAUUAAUUUUUCUUUUGUAUUAAAGUUAACUACUUAAAAAAAAAGAAAAAAAAAAGAAAAAGGAUACAGAUUGCUAAAUUUAAAAUCUAUCUUCUCUGAUUGUAAGGAGAGAAAAAUCUCCUUGAAUUGAAGCCAUUUGAAGCCACUUGUCAAAACUUGAUGUCAGCCUUACGUGGAUCUGUUUGUGUAUCGGCAUAUUAUCUUUUGAUUAUUGAAAUUUGUAUGAUGGAGAUUUUCUUUUAUACCAUCAUUGUUAUUGUCAAAGUACACCAAUAAAACUUGUAAACAUACA
Seriola aureovittata is the source of this 7107-nucleotide messenger RNA. RefSeq names its product UDP-Gal:betaGlcNAc beta 1,4- galactosyltransferase, polypeptide 5 (gene b4galt5). Gene Ontology annotation, molecular function: UDP-galactose:glucosylceramide beta-1,4-galactosyltransferase activity. The record is from RefSeq and is a predicted model, not a curated record. The transcript has 9 exons. Bases 1571 to 2716 code for a protein of 381 amino acids. Gene Ontology annotation, biological process: carbohydrate metabolic process; glycoprotein biosynthetic process. NCBI's taxonomy places the organism in Eukaryota, Metazoa, Chordata, Actinopteri, Carangiformes, Carangidae.